GAACUCAAAUACUUUUUCAAUUUUACGAUGCAAACCCUGAUAUCUAGCUGCUUAAUAUCUAUGCUAUGAAUCUGAAAAAGGACAGAAGGGACUUUUUAUUAUGACCUGAUGCUAAUCUUUACUUAGCUGUCGACCACUGCAUUUUCUUCUGUACCAAAUAUACACAUGGUCUUUAUGCAACGUCUUUUAUAUGGUUUGCUUUCCAGAUUGUAUGAGAAUCUCCUAAGCAAUUCUCUUCAACUAAAUACCUCAAACACCAGCUUGCGACAGGUCUGCUUCAGAACUCUGUGCCUUGACUACCGAUGGAGAGAAAAAUUUGCUGGUCUUUCUGUCGAACAAAAGGAAGCUCAUCGAAGAAAAAAUAGAGAAGCGUAUCACAGAAGAAAGAUGAGCAAACUGUUGUCCAAGACGCUUGAUCCACAAUCUGUACAACCUACCAAACAGUGCAACAUCAAACCAUUUGUCAAACCAUCCAAUACCAAUAAUGAUAAUAAUGGAGUGCUGAUGCCACAGUUAAUUCAGCAGCAUCUUCAUGACACAGUUGGAAUAUAUAAUAAAAGUACGCUUCCUCGAACAUCUGAUAGAAAUGCCACUGGAACUCUUACUUCUAACCUUCAAUUACCUGGCUCCAAGAAUCAGACUAACACUGAUGAUCGAUUCUGUGUAUCCUACCCUGGAUCAAAGCUCAAAAGUAGUCUCUUCUGCUUUUCUACUUAUGAAGAAGGUAAUUCUUCAGCCACCAACCAUAAGCAUAUAUGCUCAGAUAGUGCCCCACCGCAUGACAAAGCUGAAUCUUUCAUGUGUAUGAACUGCUUCAAAUUUCUUCCCCAAAACAUAGAAGAUGCUUCAGAAUUGUUAGCAUUUGCAACAGAAUAUCAAAUGAGCCAACAAUGCUUAAAAUCUAUUGCUAAAACACAUAAAGGCAACAAACGUUCAAGGUCAGGAAAAACUCAGAAAUCUCACACCAGAGGUGAAAAAGUUCCAGAUGGAAUUGAAGCACUGAAAUGCAUCAGCAGUGAACCAGACAUACUGGCUCCCAAACCAGAUUGCAGCUAUUGCGAAGCAAAAAAACUUUCUUCUGAAACACCAAAUUUCUGCUGUUCUGCUGGUCAGAUAGUUCUCCAAGAGAACAAACUUCAAGAUAUUCUGAUAGAACUAUAUACUGGUCAUUCUGCUGAAGCUCUUUCUUUCAGAACAUAUGUCAGAACAUAUAAUAAUAUGUUUGCCUUCACUUCUUUCGGAGUACAUUAUGACAGAUCCCUAUGCAGAAGAACUAAUGGUAUCUACACAUUCAAAGUCCAGGGACAAACCUAUCACUUCAUCAAGGAUCUUAUUCCACAUGAGUGCAGGACUGUUUAUUUGCAGCUAUAUUUUCAUGAUACAGAGCAUGAGUUAGAAAACAGACUGGCUACAUCAGAGAACCUAACAGAAAGUGCAGUGAAAAAAAUUAUGCAUGUCAUGGAAUCGAAUCCAUAUGCCUCUUUUCUCCGAAGCUUAAAAAAUGUUCCGAAUCUCGACUCAUAUCAAAUCGUCUUAAAGUCUCAUUCAGAAAAUGACCAGAGGGUUUGGAAUCAACCAACUGCAUCUCAAAUUGCAGCCUUGUGGGUAGAGGGCCAAGAAUCUGGAGAAGGAUACAAAAGGCAUAUCCAAAUCUAUACUAAAGAAGGCAAGGAUCAUCUGGUGCACUACUAUUAUGGAUGCUAUGAUCCAUUGCAGUAUCCGCUGCUGUUUCCAUUUGGAGAGACAGGAUGGCAUCCUGGUAUAAAAAGAACAGCACCACAUAAUCCAAACAAAAGGAAAAGAUACAACAGAACAGCCAACUGCACUCUUGCUUCUACUGAUUGCAAAUCUGCAGAAGAACUAAUAGCAGCUGAACACCAAGCUUCUCACAAUCCUGAAAACAAUAAAGAGUUUGUAUCUAUGCGUGAGUAUUACGCAUACAAGUUGCAGAUGCGAGAAAAAUACACUCCAGGCAUACUCAAUACCGGCCGACUACUUCAACAAUAUGUCAUCGAUAUGUACAUCAAGAUAGAAUCUCAGAGACUUGAUUAUUACAGAAGCCGCCAACAGUUAAUAAGAAGAGAGGAACUUCAAGGCAUAAUGGACAGUGUCAUCUCAGGACAUUGCCAAGGAUCCAAAAUAGGUCAGCGAGUUAUUCUUCCAGCAUCAUUCAUAGGUGGUCCUCGUGACAUGAGAAGAAGAUAUGUUGAUGCUAUGGCUCUUGUGCAAAAAUUCGGCAAACCAGAUUUAUUUAUCACUAUGACGUGCAAUCCUUCAUGGCCUGAGGUGAAAAAACACAUGCUACCUACUGAUGAAGGUCAUAACAGACCAGACUUACUCGCUCGAGUUUUCCAUGCUAAGCUUGAUCUUUUGAAGGACCAAGUCUUCAAGAAACAAAUAUUUGGAGCAGUAGCAGCUUAUACCUAUGUUGUUGAGUUUCAAAAACGUGGUCUACCGCAUACUCAUUUCCUCAUAAUCUUAGAGGCAGCUUCAAAACUUUAUUCCACGGAAUCCUAUGAUAAAAUCGUGAGUGCAGAAAUUCCAGAUAUAACAGCAAAUCAACAUUUAUUCAGAAUGGUUCGAAAGCACAUGAUCCACGGUCCUUGCGGAGCACAAAAUCCAGAUAAUGUUUGUAUGCAAGGAAAUCAGAAGAAAAGAUGCAGAAAUAAUUACCCAAAAUCAUUUGCUCAGACAACCUUUCAUGGAAAGAAUGCGUAUCCUACUUAUCGAAGGAGAAAUGAUGGACAGAAAAUAACUGUUCGUGGCCAUCAGCUUGAUAACAGAUGGAUAGUUCCAGACAACAGAUACUUAUUGGCAAAAUUUGAUUGCCACAUAAAUGUCGAAAUCUGUUCCACUGUGAAAGCUGUCAAAUAUAUAUACAAAUAUAUAUACAAGGGUCAUGAUAGGAUUCAUUUCAGAGUAAACUCAGAUGCUCCUGCUCAAGACAAUAAUAGCUCCCAACCUCUUCCAAUCGAUGAAAUAAAGGACUUCCAAUCAGCUCGAUGGGUGUGUGCAGUUGAAGCAAUUUGGAGAGUGUACAGAUUUAACCUCAGUGAGAUCCACCCUUCUGUAAUUCAUCUCCAGCUCCAUCUACAAAACUGUCAGUCCAUGAGUUUCACACCUGAUCAAGACCUACGAGAUGUAAUCAGAAACAAGUAUACAAAAAGAACUAUGUUAACUGAAUUCUUUUACAUGAAUUCUGUGGAUGAGUUAGCUCAGCAUCUUAAGUGCACAUACAAAGAAUUCCCAGAGCACUUCGUUUGGUACCCCGGAAGAAAAAAAUGGGAACCUAGAAAGCAAAAGGACUGUAUUGGCAGAAUUGUCACAGCAGGUAUAAAAGAAGGAGAACGUUAUUUUCUUCGACUACUCCUAACACAUGUGAAAGGCCCCAAAUCAUUUGAAGACCUCAAGACAGUGAAUGGAACAUACGUAAACACAUUCCGUGAAGCAGCAAUUCUCAGAGGAUACUUUGAAUCAGAUACAUCGCAAGAAGAAUGCCUUGAAGAAGCCAGUUCAUAUCAAAUGCCAUACAUAUUGAGAAGGCUGUUUGCAACUUUGCUGGUACACUUUCCUCCAUUAAAUGCUAGAAAGCUAUGGGAGAAAUUUGAACAUUGUCUAUCAGAAGAUUUCAUAAAAAUACCAGAUAUAUCAACUGAUGAAACACGAUACAAGGUUCUAGAACAGAUAAACAAUUUUCUUGAAUCUAUGGGAAGAGAUAUUAACUCAUAUGCUCUGGUUCCAUAUCCUUUGAAUUUUAAUGAUCUGAACAAGAGCACGAGGGACACAAUAGCAGAGACAAGGAUCACUGUGCUAGAGUCUGAUCUGCAAAAAAUUGAUCUGUUAAACAAUGAUCAGAAAACUGCCUUUGAUAUAAUCACUCAUGCAGUCUUCCAAAAGAAACAUGGAUGCUUUUUUGUUGAUGGUCCAGGUGGAACCGGAAAAACUUUCCUUUAUCGAGCAUUAUUAGCUGAGGCAAGAUCCAAAGGAUUCAUUGCACUGGCUACAGCAUCAUGCGGAGUAGCAGCUUCAAUAUUGCCCGAAUCAGCAAGCAAAGUUCGUCAGCAGAACUUCUGCAAAAAGCCAGCCUUAUAA
Messenger RNA from Coffea arabica (coffee), 4092 nucleotides. The record is from RefSeq and is a predicted model, not a curated record. Lineage: Eukaryota; Viridiplantae; Streptophyta; Magnoliopsida; Gentianales; Rubiaceae.